AUGGUAACUACUGACACUAGUAAUUCUAAUCUGAACACUUCACAAUCGAUUAUUUUUCAUUCAUCAAAAUCUACUCAAACUCAAACAAAUCAUAAUAAGCAACAUUCAACCACUUAUCCACUUUAUUGUUUUUCUGUAAAAGAUGGACAAAUAUUACCUCUUAUAUUUUCAUCACUUUCAUCUUCAAAAGCCAUUCCAAUAAUGAAAAAAGUCAAUUCAUUAUUUUCGCUGUGUAUUAACAAUGAAAAGUCCGAAUAUUGUCAUCCUCCUGUUAAUUCAUCGAUUCCACCGCUAACAGCUGAUAUCUAUUCUCGUUCAUCUUAUCGUCCAACUAUUGCAUCAAUUAAAAGUUCAAAUUCAAAUACAAUUUCAUUAAAAACAACUCAAAAUCUUAUGAAAGAUGACAUAUUAUCAAAAAUUCAUCGUCCUUCAUCAUCACUGCAUGAUACACGUAUAUGUCAUUUUGAUAAGCGUAAUUGCUUAAUUGAAUGUUGUCAUUCAUCAAAUAUAAAGAUGUAUCCAUCAAGUUUUUAUCGUUCUUCAAGUACAAAUACAAAUGCUUCUGAAGUUAUCUUUGCAGAAAGUACUUGUCAGUUAAUUAAACAAGCAUGGCUUUCAUCAAUAUCUGAUCAACACGUCAAGGUUUAA
Rotaria sp. Silwood2 is the source of this 648-nucleotide messenger RNA. Lineage: Eukaryota; Metazoa; Rotifera; Eurotatoria; Philodinida; Philodinidae. The record is from the annotation of a GenBank genome assembly.